Lachancea fermentati is the source of this 363-nucleotide messenger RNA. The record is from the annotation of a GenBank genome assembly. Lineage: Eukaryota; Fungi; Ascomycota; Saccharomycetes; Saccharomycetales; Saccharomycetaceae.
AUGAAAAAAGUGAAUCUGAGUGAGAGCUUUGGGAAAUUUGAUGACUAUUGGAGCCCCAAGAUUGUCGGAUCUCUUAAUGAUUCUUAUGUGAAAUUAGCGAAACUCUCCGGCAAGUUCGAUUGGCACCACCACGAGCACGAAGACGAGCUUUUUCUCGUAGUAAGCGGUCGUCUACGCAUGUGUUUAAGAACUGGUGAUAUUGACCUUGAGCCUGGCGAAUUCAUUAUUGUUCCUAAAGGAGUAGAACAUUGUCCCGAGACACUUACAGAUGAAUGUAAUGUCAUGCUGUUGGAGCCCAAGUCAACCCUCAACACAGGGAAUAUUGUCAAUGAGCGUACAGUCUCUGACUUGCAAACCCUAUAA